CGGCAAAAGAAGUGAUGGAAGAGAAAAAUAAAAAGGAAAGAAAGGAAGAAAAUCCACGUGAGCGAGGUUCGCACCACAAAAUCCCGAAUUUCACUCUCUUUAGCCUAAAACGCUUUUGGAAUCAUCGUCAUCAUCUCUCAACAAUGCCCGUUGCCAAGCUUCUCCGCGUCCUCUUGGUAGCUUGAGAAGCUCGUUUGAUUCCAUUUUGUCUCUAAUGGCUGCCCUCGCUUCUCCCUCCCUCAUCCCCUCUUCUCUCUGCUUCGCUGCCGCCGCCGAUGGUCCCCGUUCCCUCUCUUCUAAUUUCUCUGCCUUUUCCGACGGCGGUUCCAAUUUCAGGUAUCACAAGAGCUUCUUGUCGCUUUCAUCUUCGUCUUCUUCGUCUACGCCUUAUCGAAAUCGACGGGGCCGUUCCCUCGUCGUAUUUGCUACUUCCGGAGACUACUACGCCACUCUCGGUGUCUCUAAAUCUGCCAAUAACAAGGAGAUUAAAGCUGCUUAUCGACGGCUCGCUCGUCAGUAUCAUCCCGAUGUGAACAAGGAACCCGGAGCAACUGAAAAAUUCAAGGAAAUCAGUGCUGCCUAUGAGGUGCUAUCAGACGAGCAAAAGAGAGCAUUAUAUGAUCAAUAUGGUGAAGCCGGUGUCAAGAGUACAGUAGGAGGAGCUUCUGGUCCUUACACGUCAAAUCCCUUUGACCUUUUCGAGACAUUCUUUGGUGCAAGUAUGGGUGGAUUUCCCGGGAUGGACCAAGCUGAUUUUGGGAGAACCCGCCGCAGUAGGGUUACCAAAGGUGAAGAUUUACGGUAUGACAUCACCUUAGAACUUUCGGAGGCUAUUUUUGGAUCUGAGAAAGAAUUUGAUCUUACGCAUCUGGAGACAUGUGAAGCUUGUGCUGGCACCGGGGCAAAAGCAGGAUCCAAGAUGAGAAUAUGCUCCACUUGUGGUGGGCGGGGUCAAGUUAUGAGAACUGAGCAAACACCAUUUGGCAUGUUUUCACAGGUUUCUAUAUGUCCAAACUGUGGUGGAGAUGGUGAGGUGAUUUCUGAAAAUUGCCGGAAAUGUUCUGGAGAAGGGCGUGUGCGUAUAAAAAAAAGCAUCAAAGUCAAAAUUCCCCCGGGAGUUAGUGCAGGUAGCAUCCUUAGAGUCGCCGGAGAAGGUGAUUCUGGUCCCAGAGGUGGCCCUCCAGGAGAUUUGUAUGUAUAUCUUGAUGUUGAAGAUGUCCGGGGAAUUGAAAGAGAUGGCAUAAACCUAUUAUCUACCCUUUCGAUCAGUUACCUUGAUGCUAUACUGGGUGCUGUUGUUAAGGUGAAAACAGUUGAAGGAGACACUGAACUGCAGAUACCUCCAGGUACACAACCUGGUGAUGUGCUAGUCCUGGCAAAGAAAGGAGUACCGAAACUGAAUAGACCGUCUAUCCGCGGUGACCACUUGUUUACAGUCAAAGUUUCUGUACCAAAUCAAAUAAGUGCUGGAGAACGGGAGUUGCUGGAGGAACUUGCAUCUCUGAAGGACACGUCCAGCAACCGCUCACGAACUCGUGCUAAGCCUCAGCAACCCAGUACUCUGAGCACUGCACCCAGUGGCUCAGAAAACAAGAAAGAUGAAGUUAAGGAGGAAAAUGAAGAACCGGAGCAAGAAAACUACUUGUGGAAUAACAUCAAAGAAUUUGCAGGGUCUGUCGCAAAUGGAGCUCUAAAAUGGCUGAGAGAUAACCUCUAGAGAUCCAUCUUCAACUAACAGUUUCAAUUUGAUGCACAGAUUGUGAGAAGAGGGCGGUUCUCCUCUACCUGCCCCUAGUUCUAAAAAUAGUAGUAGAGAGAUACAACCGGUUUAUCGAGUUGGUUUUGGUAAAAAAAGAAGUGAGAGAAUUGAAGGGUUUCUUACUAAACCGCUCCAUUUAAUUUGGUUGGUCAUUGGUGUUUGAUGGAGUCGUCUUGAGGAAAUGGUUGCAUGUGUUGAUGGAACAUGUUACGUGGAUGAUAAAAAAAGAAAAGUAUCCAAGAGAAGGCUUAUUUUUUUGUGUACUUAUGACAUAUGAUUAUCAGAAAUUACGAAGCCUCUCGAGUUAUUUUUUCAUAUACAGUGCUGCUGCAUUUUUAGCCAUAGGAUUUAGAAAGACAAUUAAGAAGAUCCAGCACUAGCAGACGCAGUACAAUCAUGC
This is a messenger RNA of Arabidopsis thaliana (thale cress), 2159 nucleotides long. Its product is annotated as Molecular chaperone Hsp40/DnaJ family protein. Gene Ontology annotation, molecular function: heat shock protein binding; ATP binding. The record is from RefSeq and is marked reviewed. NCBI's taxonomy places the organism in Eukaryota, Viridiplantae, Streptophyta, Magnoliopsida, Brassicales, Brassicaceae. Gene Ontology annotation, biological process: protein folding; response to heat. The coding region runs from base 215 to 1717 and encodes 500 amino acids. The transcript has 12 exons.